This is a messenger RNA of Neohortaea acidophila, 1132 nucleotides long. RefSeq lists its product as uncharacterized. The record is from RefSeq and is a predicted model, not a curated record. Lineage: Eukaryota; Fungi; Ascomycota; Dothideomycetes; Mycosphaerellales; Teratosphaeriaceae. The transcript has 3 exons. Bases 17 to 877 code for a protein of 286 amino acids. Gene Ontology annotation, molecular function: 2-oxoglutarate-dependent dioxygenase activity.
AUCCACCACACCACACAUGCUUCUCCGGCGCGCAGUGGGCGUGCACACUCCGCAAUGUAGGAGACUCAGCACCGCACGUGGCCCCCGCUCCGUGCCCGUGCUCCCGAACGCCAACAUCGACACCUUCCGGCAACAGGCCUUGGACCGCGCAACACCCGUGCAGCUACUACCCAACACCUUCGCCCACUUACCCGCAAUUCAGCAUUGGUUCGUCCAUCAACCAGGAACAGGAACAGGCGCACUCCUCAACCAUGCCUACCUAAGCCGCUACGGCUCCACCAUCGUGCCCCUCGAGUUCUCCAACGACGCCAACUUCUCCCGCAUGCACCAUUCCCUCAGCUUCUUCCUCGAUGCUGCCUCCUCCGCCUUGACCAAACCCACUGCUCGCGUUUAUCUGGCGCAGGCACCUAUCGCGGAUCUACCUCAGGGCUUAAAGGAUGAUGUACCUACUCCGGAUUUGGUGCUGAAAGCUGGUAAAGGCGAUGUCUACGAUUCGUCCAUCUGGCUGGGCGAGGCGCCUACUUACACGCCCUUGCACCGCGAUCCCAAUCCGAAUCUGUUUGUGCAGCUGGCUGGGCGGAAAGUCGUGAGACUAUUUCCACCCCAUGCGGGCCAGGCCAUUUUCGCCAAAGUCCAGGAGCAGAUUGGGGGUUCUGCUUCGGAGACCAUGCGUGGUGAGGAGAUGAUGCAGGGGGUGGAGAAGCGGGCUUUGGAGAGUGAAGUUUGGGGAGACGAGGGUACGAGCGAGCUGAGAGAUGCUGCUUGGCAGGUUGAGCUGAGUUCUGGGGGUGGCUUGUUUAUUCCAAAGGGCUGGUGGCAUAGUGUGAAGGGCGUGGGGGAUGGAAUGAUCGGAUCGGUGAAUUGGUGGUUUCGAUGAAAGGCGAUCCACGACGAUAUUCAACGAACUGAAACAGUCCCGUCACGCUUCGGAUUCCGGAGCGCUGGAAGUGGAGUCGCCCUCUGACUUCACUGUGUCACACAGUCCACGCAAGUGCACAACCCAGCGGGCAAUUGAUGAUUGGCAACGUAGACUGAGACUCGCGCUGGCGUGAGCCCAUGGUUGACGUGUAAGCAGCGCAGUCAAUUACCGCUCCAUGAAUGCAAUGUAAAACGUCACAACAAACAGUAGCAU